AUGUCUUUCAGAAACAUCUCGAGACUGUUCAAUACCAAGAGUUUGACUACACAGACCCUUCGUUCAUACUCGUCUUCAAGAGGCGAGAUUGGACCACUCAACACAGACUUUUUGGCAAAGACACCAGAGACAAAGGUGACCACCUUGCCAAAUGGCAUCCGUGUCGCCACCGAGCAAUCGUUCGGCGAGACCGCCAGCAUUGGUGUCUGGGUCGACUCGGGCAGUGUAUACGAAAACGAUCAGAACAACGGUGUUGCUCACUUUUUGGAGCACAUGAUCUUCAAGGGCACUGAGAAGCGUACCUCGCCCACUCACAUCGAGACCGAGAUUGAGAACAUGGGUGGCUCACUCAACGCCUUCACCUCUCGCGAGCACUCUGCCUACUAUAUGAAGGUGCUCAAGGAGAACAUCCCCAACGCCGUCGACAUCCUCUCUGACAUUCUCCAGAACUCCAAGUUUGACCAGAAGUUGAUUGACACUGAGCGUCACGUGAUUCUCAGCGAGAUGCAGUACGUUCAAUCAAAGCAGGACGAGGUCAUCUUUGACCAGCUGCACGCCGCCGCCUUCCAAGGUUCGGCUCUCGGCCGCACCAUCCUCGGCCCAGUCGAGAACAUCAACAAGAUCUCCCGCGAUGACAUUAAGAACUUCAUGGCUCAGAACUACACUGGCCAGCGUUUGGUCAUUGCCGCCGCCGGUGCCGUCAACCACGACAAGCUGGUCGCCGCCGUCAAGGAGAAGUUCGGCUCGAUCCAGGCCGGUCAGCCCUCGCCCCGCCCCCAAAUCACUAACGACUUUGUCGGAUCCGAGAUCCGUGUCCGUGACGACUCACUUCCAAACAUCCACUUCUCCGUGGCUGUCCGCGGUCUCUCAUGGGACGACCCCGACUACUACACACUGGAGCUGAUCCAGACGAUGAUUGGCAACUGGAACAACACAAUUUCUGGCGGCAAGAACCUGAUCUCCAAUCUGGCAGAGGUCGUCGCCACCGAGGGUCUGGCCGAGUCAUACUCCACCUUCCUCACCUGCUACCAGGACACUGGUCUCUUUGGAAACUAUGGUAUCUCCACACCAGACAAGGUCGACGAUCUCGUCGCCGAGAUGCUCAAGGAGUGGCAGCGUAUUGCCAACAGCGCCACCGAGACCGAGGUCGAGCGCAACAAGCAGAAGCUGCUCGCCUCCACCCUCAUGCAAUACGACGGCACCUCAAAGAUCUGCGAGAGAAUCGGUCUCCAGAUGUUGACUCUUGGCCGCCGCCUCACCCCACAGGAGAUCUGUCUCCGCAUCCAGGAGAUCUCUGCCAAGGACGUCCGUCGCGUUGCCGCCCAGCUGCUCACCGACGUCUCGCCAGCCAUCACCUGUGUUGGACCAACCGACAAUUUCCCCGAGUAUAACUUUGUUCGUGGAUGGACCUACUGGAACCGACUUUAA
This is a messenger RNA of Acytostelium subglobosum LB1, 1428 nucleotides long. RefSeq lists its product as hypothetical. The record is from RefSeq and is a predicted model, not a curated record. Lineage: Eukaryota; Evosea; Eumycetozoa; Acytosteliales; Acytosteliaceae. Bases 1 to 1428 code for a protein of 475 amino acids. Gene Ontology annotation, molecular function: metalloendopeptidase activity; metal ion binding. The transcript has 3 exons. Gene Ontology annotation, cellular component: mitochondrion.